Euleptes europaea (tarantolino) is the source of this 1723-nucleotide messenger RNA. RefSeq names its product putative nuclease HARBI1. The coding region runs from base 64 to 1704 and encodes 546 amino acids. NCBI's taxonomy places the organism in Eukaryota, Metazoa, Chordata, Lepidosauria, Squamata, Sphaerodactylidae. The transcript is spliced from 4 exons. The record is from RefSeq and is a predicted model, not a curated record.
GGACGGGCUGCCCGUCACCCACCCUCGGGCCUCAGGGAAGAAGCGCCCGAGGCCCACAACAGCAUGGACUCGGAGGAGAUCAGCGAGUCCGGGACAGUGAAAGUGAAGGAGGAAGUCUUGGGAGAUGACUCCGCCAGCAUGGAGAUGAAACGGCAGCGCUUCCGGCAGUUCCGCUACCAGGAGGCCGAGGGACCCCGGGAGGUUUGCAGCCAGCUGUGGUACCUCUGCCAUCGGUGGCUGAAGCCAGAGAGGCACACCAAGGAGCAGAUCCUGGAGCUGCUGAUUCUGGAGCAGUUCCUGGCCAUCCUGCCGCUGGAUAUUCAGAGCUGGGUGAGGGAGCACGAACCGGAGACCUGUUCGCAGGCGGCCACCCUGGCUGAGGAUUUUCUGCAGAUGCAGCAAGAGGCCGAAAGGAGGGAACAGCAGGUGCUCGGACUGUUUGAGAUGGACAAUGAGGAUUCUCCAGAAGCCGAGCAGCCUCCGACAGAGGUGGUGCCAAAGCCCCUGUUCCGGGAAACGAAGCAGGAAGCAGAGGAAGAUGAGGCCCGUUCUUUGGGGACCCUUGGGCAGGUGGAACCGCGGGCAGGAGCCCCCCUUCCCCUCUACCCAGAGGAGGGCAGCUCUGACGACGAGGGCCUAUUGGACCUUGUCUAUGCCGCCAACCUUGAGAUCCACAGCAGGCGGCCACCUCGGCGGACCCGCCUCAUCCGAAUGCGCACCCACGAGCUCCAGGUGUCAGACGAGGAAUGCCUGACCCGCUUCCGGCUGGACCGCCAGGCCAUUCAGGAUCUGUGCACGCUCCUGGCGCCGUACCUGGACGGGGCCUCUGCGAGCCGCAGGCAUAUCCCGACUCUCCAGAAGGUGCUGAUAGCUCUGCAGGUUCUCGGGACCGGCUCCUUCCAGCGGAUGACGGGCGACAACCUGCGGGUGUCCCAGUCCUCUGUCAGCCGCUGCCUGGACGCUUUCCUGGAAGCGAUGCUCCGCCACGUGCACGAGCACAUAACCUUCCCCACCACUGACUCAGAGCUCCGCCGCACCAGGGAAGCGUUCUUUGACAUUGCCGGCUUCCCAAACGUCAUCGGGAUAGUGGACUGCACCCACGUGCCCAUCAUAGCCCCCGCAGACAUGCCGGCGCUCUACCGCAACUGCCACAACUUCCACAGUCUGAAUGUGCAGGCCACCUGCGACGCGUCAGGGUGCUUCACCCACGUGUUGGCGAAGUUCCCCGGGAGCGUCCAUGACGCUCGGAUAUUCCAGCUGUCCCAACUGCAGAGACUCCUGGAGUCGUGGCCCGAAGGGAAGGGAUGGCUCUUGGGUGACAGCGCCUACCCCUUGCGCCCUUUCCUCAUGACUCCACACCGUGAUGAAGGCCCAGAACCUGUGGCACGUUACAAUGCCACUCAUGAAACAACCCGGAUGGUAGUGGAGAGGGCGUUUGGGCAACUCAAGAUGAGGUUCCGGUGUCUCCACUCCACUGGGGGCAGGCUCAUGCUUCGCCCAGAGAAGGUGGCCAAGGUGUUCGUGGUGUGUGCCAUGUUGCACAACAUGGCUCUCCGGCGUCAGUUGCCGAUCAUCAAUGGGGGACAGGGGGUGGACACCGAGGUCCCUGUGCCUCCGUACUUGGAAACGGACGGCGUCGUGGAGCAGGAUCCUCGUGGGGCGGAAGUUCGGGAGCAGAUCAUUAGCAACUAUUUCACACAAUAAACUCAGCUUUCAGUAGAUA